CCAAGUACUAUACCAAACCAAAUUCCAAUUCCAAACUCCAAACCAAGUCAGUCCUCUAUACAAUCAACAAUGGCACCGAAACGCUCAGCCCGCGAGUCCACUCCUUCCUCCUCCACCACAACAACCACACAAUUCAGCAGCCCCUCCGUCCCCAUCCCCAGCAAGAAAGCAGGCAACCAGAGCCCGCAGGAAAUCGCACUAGGCAUAUGGGAGAACUAUCUGGACAAGACACCGCAGCGGACGAAGCUGAUUGAUGUGUUCAUGAGCUUUUUGGUUGUAGUCGGCGUGCUGCAAUUUGUGUAUUGUGUUAUUGCUGGGAAUUACCCGUUCAAUGCUUUCCUCUCUGGCUUCUCGGCGACGGUGGGACAGUUUGUUUUGACAGCCUCGUUGCGGAUACAGACAAAUGCUGAGAAUAAGGCGGAGUUUGGGGAGGUUUCUCCUGAGAGGGCGUUUGCAGACUACGUUUUUGGCAGUUUGAUUCUACAUUUCUUCUGUGUCAACUUCAUCAACUAG
Lachnellula hyalina is the source of this 513-nucleotide messenger RNA. Its product is annotated as Dolichyl-diphosphooligosaccharide--protein glycosyltransferase subunit. Gene Ontology annotation, cellular component: membrane; oligosaccharyltransferase complex. The transcript is spliced from 4 exons. The record is from RefSeq and is a predicted model, not a curated record. The annotation marks the transcript as partial. Gene Ontology annotation, biological process: protein N-linked glycosylation. Lineage: Eukaryota; Fungi; Ascomycota; Leotiomycetes; Helotiales; Lachnaceae.